Trichosurus vulpecula (common brushtail) is the source of this 1224-nucleotide messenger RNA. RefSeq names its product mitochondrial ribosomal protein S34 (gene MRPS34). The record is from RefSeq and is a predicted model, not a curated record. Gene Ontology annotation, biological process: mitochondrial translation. NCBI's taxonomy places the organism in Eukaryota, Metazoa, Chordata, Mammalia, Diprotodontia, Phalangeridae. Gene Ontology annotation, molecular function: structural constituent of ribosome. The coding region runs from base 95 to 736 and encodes 213 amino acids. The transcript has 3 exons. Gene Ontology annotation, cellular component: mitochondrial small ribosomal subunit; mitochondrion.
GGGCGGUGCCUCGGCUCCGACGAAGCGCUGACGCUGUCCCCACUCUCCUAGCGGCUUGGGUUGGGUGCGGCGGCGGGAGGUCCGGGCCGGCGUGAUGGCGCGGAAGAAAGUGCGGCCGCGGCUGAUCGCGGAGCUGGCCCGCAAAGUGCGCGCCUACCGGGAGCUGAAGGCGCGGCCGCGGGACUCGGAGCGCUUCGCCCUGGACUACGAGACGAUGACGCGGCCGCGCAGCGGCCGCCGCCUCCCCCUGAAAGCCUGGGCCGACGUGCGGCACGAGAGCCGCCUCCUGCAGCUGCUCAGCCGCCUGCCGCUCUUCGGCCUGGGCCGCCUUGUCACUCGCAAGUCCUGGCUGUGGCAGCACGACGAACCCUGCUACUGGCGCCUCACCCGGGUCCGCGCCGACUACACGGCGCAGAAUUUGGAUCAUGGAAAGGCCUGGGGGAUCCUGACCUUCCGAGGUGAAACGGAAAGCCAAGAAAAGGAGAUUGACCAGGUCAUGUACCACGAUUGGAGGCUGGUGCCCAAACAUGAGGAAGAAGCCUUUAAGAACUUCACCCCUAAGUCAGAGGAAACUGUUCGAUAUGUGCCUUACCCUCCUUUGCUCCGGGCAAUGAUCUUUGCAGAACGAGAGAAGCAGGGCAACCUCAGUACUGAGGAGCCCAUGAUAGAUUUGGAGAAAAGAUUCUCUUUUCGAAAGCCGAAUGCCAAUAACCAAGCAGAAGGCACUCCAGUAUAAAGGCCUUGAGCUGUUUUGUCAUGUGCAGUGUGAACUUACCUGCGGAACAUUCUCUUUAAUGAAGAAGAAUUUCUAGAAUGUAUGUCCUACAAAACCAGUUUUAUACUAUAUUUCUGGUGAUGCACUGACUGAUCUGAGCCGCGGAAGUACUGUCGAAAUUUAGCGUUUUGUAAGGCCCACGCUCUUUCACCAUACCUCAUUGUACCACCACUGAGCAUUCAGGUCAUUUGGGCCUCUUACUCCUUUAGAAAGGGUCAGAGGUGUCUUUGGGAGAGAUCACAGAGGUAGAGGUGCCUCAAGUGCUCCGUAGCACAUUGUGUUUGUACUUCAAAGUCAGUGGACGUUCUUUGAGCUCUUCAAGGAGUCCAGGUAGAGGCAUGAAGCCAGUAGAACCACCCUAGGGCUUCCUUUACUCUGUUUCGUUUUACCUUUCACUGGGAGCCAGAACCAGGUUCUGUACGAGUACAAAUAAAGGAAGGCAAACUCUC